Bathycoccus prasinos is the source of this 459-nucleotide messenger RNA. RefSeq lists its product with no specific name. The transcript has 2 exons. Bases 1 to 459 code for a protein of 152 amino acids. The record is from RefSeq and is a predicted model, not a curated record. Lineage: Eukaryota; Viridiplantae; Chlorophyta; Mamiellophyceae; Mamiellales; Bathycoccaceae.
AUGAUCAACUUUCUAUUCACGUUAGUCUCAUUCUACGCCGCGGUGGUGUACCCGAUGUACGCUUCGAUGAAAGCCAUCGAUCGUAAAAGACCGGACGACGACGUCUUGUGGUUGACCUAUUGGAUUGUCUACAUCUCCGUCUUAAUGGGAGAAUUUGUAAAAUUGUGUUUGAUUUACUACUUGAUCUCCCCGCGUUUCAAAGGCGCGGUGACUUUGUACAAGAGCGGCAUCGCUCCGAUAUUUAGAAAGUUGAGUCCGUCCAUCGAUAAGACGGGUGAUUUGAUCAUGAAGGGUGAUUUCCAAGCCGUGCGCAAAGAACUCGGUCCGCAAUUGAAGGAAUUGCAAUCGUUCGUGCAAAAAGAUGGUCCGGAAGCGGUGAACAGAUUACUUUCAAAGGUGAAGAGUACGAAACCGUCGGCUGGAGGAGGAUCGAGCGACGACGCAGCAAAAGAGAAUUAG